AAUCCAUCUUUCUUUCUCCCCUCCCUCACUCUCUCGCUCCCUCCUUUUCACCUCUUCCACUCACCGUAUAAAUAUCGGCGGGCGGCACUGGGAGAGAUCAGUGUAAGCGGCCUGCGCGCGAGGUGGACGACAGCAACACAAACCUGAAAAAAAUUAAUCCCUGAAAAGUCCAUUUGGGGUUUGCUCGUCAUUCCUACAUCAUGUUCCUCCUGCUCUCCAUGUGCCUCUUGGGGCUCCUGGCCCCACGAGGUGACGCCCAGGACCGCGCCGCCCUCUGGAGGGGCAAUGACCGGAGCGGGCGAUGCCAGUACACCUUCACCGUGGCCAGCCCCGCCGAGGCCAGUUGCCCCCAUGCCGGAGGCCCCGAGGUGGAGGGCAUCAAAACCAGGCUCACCUUACUGGAAGCGCUGGUGUCCAAGCUGACCGGAGAGGAGGCGGGGGCCUCCUCGGCGGACGCGGGGGCUCGGCUCCGCGAGGCGCUGAAUCGUGCGGUGGGCGAGAGGAACCUGCUGCAGGGUGAGAAGGAGCGGCUGCAGAGAGAGAUGGGCUUGCUUCAGAGACGCUUGGAGGAGAUGCUGAGGGAGACGGAGAGGCUGAGGAGCAGACCGUGCCCGCCGCAGACCCCCGCCGUGCCUGACAGUGGUCUGAUGAGACCUGCUGGAGGUUCGAACGCCAUGUCCCACCUGAUGACGCGUCCCAAUAGGCUGGGUGACGGCAGCAAUUUGAGAGACUCUGUGUGGCAGCAGGGCUUCCAGGAGGUCAAGGCUGAGGUGACUGAAGUUCCGGCUCCCGAACAAUACACAGGUUAGAAGCUGUCACUUGAUUUACAGAUGCUGAUUAAAAGCAUCCAUGGCAA
Molecule: messenger RNA, 856 nt
Organism: Hippocampus zosterae (dwarf seahorse)
Lineage: Eukaryota; Metazoa; Chordata; Actinopteri; Syngnathiformes; Syngnathidae
Product: myocilin-like
Exons: 3
Coding region: 201-809 (202 amino acids)
Source: RefSeq, a predicted model, not a curated record